This is a messenger RNA of Raphanus sativus (radish), 927 nucleotides long. RefSeq lists its product as uncharacterized. The transcript has a single exon. The record is from RefSeq and is a predicted model, not a curated record. The annotation marks the transcript as partial. NCBI's taxonomy places the organism in Eukaryota, Viridiplantae, Streptophyta, Magnoliopsida, Brassicales, Brassicaceae.
UAGUAGACGACUUAUUAUAAGUCGUCUGGAAGGUCUUCCAGCUGGACGACUUAGUAGACGACUUAUUAUAAGUCGUCUGGAAGGUCUUCCAGCUGGACGACUUAGUAGACGACUUAUUAUAAGUCGUCUGGAAGGUCUUCCAGCUGGACGACUUAGUAGACGACUUAUUAUAAGUCGUCUGGAAGGUCUUCCAGCUGGACGACUUAGUAGACGACUUAUUAUAAGUCGUCUGGAAGGUCGUCCAGCUGGACGACUUAGUAGACGACUUAUAAUAAGUCGUCUGGAAGGUCGUCCAGCUGGACGACUUAGUUGACGACUUAUAAUUAAGUCGUCUAUUUAGUAUUUUGUUUCAAAUAUCUAACUCGAUUCUUCUUCUAUUUACUGCAGACCCGCGUGAUCAACUUUGUUGAGAAGGACAUUAGUGAAAUGUGGCCAAAAUGGGACUCUGAGGUUGAUGACGUGCCCGCGGAGAACAUCAUUAAAGUGAUGUAUGAUCGGAGACCGUGGAAGUGGACCAUGGAUUGCUGGGAAGUCACUGGUACAAAACCCAAGUUUGUGACUCCAUCGAAAAGAGCCAAAGAGAUGGUUGUGGAGGAGGUGGAGGAAGACAAUCAGAGACCUCGGAAGAAAGCUCGUAAAGAGGCUCCUAAAGAGGCUCCUAAAGAGGCUAGAGAAGAGGCUCCUACAGAGGCUACAGAAGAGGCUACAGAAGAGGCUAGAGAAGAGGCUAGUUGGGUGACCAGAGAGGAGUUAGAAAACAUGUUCAAGGACUUAGGUGACAUGAUGAAAGAGGGGUUUAAGAAGUGCAUCAGGGAGAUUAGGAAGAUCUCCGAUAGAUUGGAAGCUGUGGAGAAGAAGGUUGGUGUCACCAAUCAGGCUACCCCUCAAGCCCCAGAAACCGGGGUUAGUAAAAAACACCCUACCCCA